AUGGCAAAACAAAUUGCAGAUGUACAAAUCCAUGCCAGUGACACAAAUGAUUUAGAUGAUGAUAACCUGGAUGUUAGUGUGGAUCUCAUAGACAACGGAUUAUAUCUAGGUAAUUUAGCAUGUGCAAGGGAUAACAAAACCUUAGAACAGUUGAAAAUAACUCAUAUCCUAACAAUAGAUCUGGUGCCACUGCCUAGGUCUAUCCUGGAUAGGACCAACAUUACAUUUAAGUUUAUGAAAUUGGCAGAUGUACCUAAAGAAGAUCUCAUCAGUCAUUUGCCAGAGAGCAAUGACUUUAUCAAGCAGGCCAUUGCUAAUGGAGGGACAGUGCUUGUCCACUGCUAUUUCGGUGUAUCUCGGUCAGCGGCCGUAGUAAUAGCAUACAUAAUGGAGAAGUAUGGUCUCUGCUAUGAAGAUGCAUUCUUGUUGGUCAAAACUAAGAGACGUUUUAUCGGACCAAAUGUGGGUUUUGUUGCUCAAUUGAAGCUAUUCGGUCACAUGGGCUAUAUUAUCAACAAAGAUGAUCCCAGAUACAAACAGUUUAGAUUGAAAAUGGCGGGACAGAAAUUAAAACAAGUUAAAAUUCUGCCUCAAUUGUUUGUGGACUUGGUCAAGCCCGACCCGGGUCUAAUCAGAGAGCGGCCUGACCCUAUAGUGUACAGAUGUAAGAAAUGCCGCAGAAUAGUUGCUAGCCAGAGCAAUAUAAUACCUCAUUUACCAAAACAAGUUAAAGUGGAACUCGCUAAAAAGAACAUCAGGCCUCCACCGAGUAAACUGACUGGUCUGAAUUGUGCGGAAAAUGGGCAGCUGUUGAUAGAAAAGUUGAAGAGCUUGGCGUGUCAGAUAAUGGAUGGUGUAGAGGCUGAUGCAGGGGAGAGCAGCCUGGGGAAGAGUGAGGACAGCUUGGACAGCGAGGAGGGACCCAGUGAGGUGACGGACGGCUACCACUCGGGCGUGAUGGUGGACGCGAGCGUGACGCGCGACGCGGCGGGCGCGUGCCGCCUCAUGUACUUCGUGGAGCCCAUGGCGUGGAUGCGCGAUGUGCGCGCGCAGCCCGCCGGCAAGCUGCACUGCCCCAAGUGCACCAACAAGAUCGGCAGCUUUAGCUGGGUUAUGGGUUGCAAAUGCCCAUGCGGUCAGAAGGUGGCUCCGGCUUUCUACUUGGUGCCUUCGAAAGUGGAGUGGUCGAAUAUCGUUCAAAACGUGCAAAUUACUGUU
Brenthis ino (lesser marbled fritillary) is the source of this 1218-nucleotide messenger RNA. The record is from the annotation of a GenBank genome assembly. NCBI's taxonomy places the organism in Eukaryota, Metazoa, Arthropoda, Insecta, Lepidoptera, Nymphalidae.